UUUCAACAAGAUGGGUUGCUGUCAAAAUAGGUCUUUGUUACAGUAUUAAGAGAUUGAGAAUCAUAAAUCUUCAGUCAAUAGAAAUAAAAUAUAAUUGGAGCCAUUACUUAUUGCUGUAAUUGGAGACUCAGACAGAUUAGAUAUGAUGGAUGACAUAUUCAAAAUAUAAUAAACCUCUAUCAAAGAAAUACAAUCUCCAAAUAAUUUAAAAAUGCCUUCAGAGUCAGUCAUAAUAGAUUUGAGAUCUGGAACAUCAUUGGCAAGUCCAAUAAGACAAAAAUCAAGUAAGAAUCUUAAUUAGAAGUUUCUUGAAAUGUUAUGA
Paramecium sonneborni is the source of this 322-nucleotide messenger RNA. Lineage: Eukaryota; Ciliophora; Oligohymenophorea; Peniculida; Parameciidae. The record is from the annotation of a GenBank genome assembly.